AUGUCGGCAAUGGUAAUGGCGCCGCCACCAAAAAGCCCUUUGGCUCGUUACCGCAUCCUAUCCCCGACGGCCAAUGUCCGAGUUAGCCCCCUGUGCCUGGGGGCUAUGAAUUUCGGUGUGGCCUGGGCCGAUCAGAUGGGUGCUUGCGACCAAAAGACCACAGAAGAAAUCCUUGACUUCUUCUACGACCAGGGAGGCAAUUUUAUAGAUACUGCUAACAAUUACCAAGCCGAGCAAUCUGAAAAGUGGAUUGGAGAAUGGAUGAAGAAGCGUGGUGUCCGUGACCAGAUGGUGAUCGCUACCAAAUAUAGCACCAGCUACAAAACGGACUAUGGGGAGAUCAUCAUCAACAGUCAAGGCAAUGGGUCCAAGAGCUUACACGUGUCUGUUAAUGAGAGUUUGAAAAAGCUGCAGACGGACUAUAUUGACUUGCUAUAUGUUCAUUGGUGGGACGGCAGCACAUCAAUCCCCGAGCUUAUGCAGUCGCUUAACCGUCUCGUGCUAGCAGGAAAGGUCCUCUAUCUCGGAAUUAGCGAUACACCGGCCUGGGUUGUGAGCAAAGCCAACGAGUACGCUCGCAAUCAUGGAUUGCGCCAAUUCAGCGUUUAUCAAGGUCGAUGGUCGGCUGCCUCGCGUGACUUCGAGCGAGAAAUCAUCGCCAUGACCAAGGCCGAGGGGAUGAGCCUUGCUCCGUGGGGUGCGCUUGGCGGAGGCAAGUUCAAAACGGAAGAGCAGCGCCAGAGGAAGACUAUUGGGCGCGCUGGUGAUGUUACUGAGACGGAAAUCAGGGUUAGCAAGGCCCUCGAAUCAGUAGCUAUACGCAGGAACACCAUCAUUACUAGUGUGGCUCAAGCGUACGUCAUGCAUAAAGCGCCGUACGUCUUCCCGAUCAUCGGCACAAGGACCAAGGAGCAUCUCAAGGCCAACAUCGAGGCUCUCACAUUGAUUCUUGAUGAUGAAGAUAUCAGGGAGAUCGAAAGCGCUGUUCCCUUCGAACUCGGUUUCCCCAGCUCGUUCUUAUAUGGCCCCCAGCUGCCCGACCACCCGGGCAAGGUGUGGGUGUUGAACAUGGGAGGUACAACUGACUACGUCAGCGAGCCGAAGCCCAUAACACCGAAGAAAGCCGGAGAGUAG
Daldinia childiae is the source of this 1134-nucleotide messenger RNA. RefSeq names its product Norsolorinic acid reductase A. The record is from RefSeq and is a predicted model, not a curated record. The coding region runs from base 1 to 1134 and encodes 377 amino acids. The transcript is spliced from 3 exons. Lineage: Eukaryota; Fungi; Ascomycota; Sordariomycetes; Xylariales; Hypoxylaceae.